AUGUCCCAUGACGAAAACGCAUUCAACGUCACUGGCUUCCCGUUUAUGGAAGUCUCAACAAACCAUCCCUAUGGCCCAACAUACAACCCGCUACCUCCGGAGAUAUGUUCGGAAGUAUGUAUCCAUCCGAGCAUUCCACAAUCGGAAAGAUGGUUAACAGGAUGCCUGUCUUCAACAGUCACUCCUUCUCCCUGGCCAAGUUCAAGGUAUCGAAAAAUAAGACCUCGGCCGGCACGAACGUCGCCUGCACCGGGAAGCAAGAAUGAAGACAUCCAGCUAGACCAGAGGCCCACUAAAAAGGCACGUCGAACGCAAUAUCGGGUUACUGGCACUAUCAACCAACCAGCCCGGCGUAAUCAAACGAGGUAUGCAUGGCCCGUUCCCCCAACAUUAUUCACAUUGGCUAACUAG
This is a messenger RNA of Penicillium digitatum Pd1, 411 nucleotides long. Lineage: Eukaryota; Fungi; Ascomycota; Eurotiomycetes; Eurotiales; Aspergillaceae. The record is from RefSeq and is a predicted model, not a curated record.